Molecule: messenger RNA, 2396 nt
Organism: Phalaenopsis equestris
Lineage: Eukaryota; Viridiplantae; Streptophyta; Magnoliopsida; Asparagales; Orchidaceae
Product: jasmonic acid-amido synthetase JAR1-like
Exons: 5
Coding region: 355-2118 (587 amino acids)
Cellular component (GO): cytoplasm
Molecular function (GO): acid-amino acid ligase activity
Source: RefSeq, a predicted model, not a curated record
CCAUCAGUCAACCCAAAUCAGAAGCUGAAAUUUGUGGCAAACCCCGAGAGAUUCAUCCUCUUGAUUCUGAAAUAUAUCUCAAGUCCAAUUCGUAUUCGCUUCUCCUUCCUCGAAUUGACGCGCAAGUUGUCAACUAGGCAGAGUAGCUGCUCCCACUUGCUCUGGUAGGAGCCUUCGCUUCCUCGCCGCCUGUCGGCAAGUGCAGACUCUGGUCUUUUCCCUUCUCUUCGUAAUUUGUUGUACCCUCGGUUCAGUUGCUUUUCAGCAGAGGGGGUUUCUUGAUUCAUUUGCUUAACUGUUAACUUUGAACUAGGAAGUCGAGUAUCUCAAGGCGCCAGGCAGAGAGCUUCAGAGAUGCUUGAGAAGGUGAAGGGAUUCAAUGGCGACCGCGUGAUUGAGGAGUUUGAGGCAUUAACAAAGGAUGCUGAAAGGGUUCAAAGAGAAACCCUUCAGAGGAUUCUCGAAGAGAACGGUAAAGCGGAAUACUUACAGAAUUUGGGGCUUGGAGGAAAAACUGAUCCUGAUUGCUUCAAGGCAUGUGUUCCUUUGGUGACUCACAAGGAUCUGGAGCCUUACAUACAGAGAAUUGCAGAUGAAGAAGAUGCCUCGCCAAUCCUCACUGGGAGACCAAUAAAAUCCAUUUCUUUGAGCUCUGGUACAACGCAAGGGAAACCAAAAUUUGUUCCAUUCAAUGAUGAAUUAGAGCAGUCUACAAUGCAGAUAUAUAGGACUUCUUUUGCUUUUAGGAAUAGAGCACAUCCUAUUGGGAAUGGAAAAUCUUUACAAUUUAUUUACAGCAGCAAGCAGUUCAAAACAAAAGGUGGCCUGUUAGCUACGACGGCCACCACAAAUGUAUACCUUAGCCAGCAAUUUAAGAACACCAUGAAAGACAUUCAAUCACAGUGCUGCAGUCCCGAUGAAGUUAUCUUCAGCCUUGACUACAAUCAGUCAUUGUACUGCCACCUUUUAUGUGGUUUGAUAUACUCUGAUGAAGUUCAAUUUGUGUUCUCCACAUUCGCCCACAGUAUUGUUCAUGCAUUUCGAACUUUUGAACAAGUAUGGGAAGAGCUUUGCUGUGAUAUAAGAGAGGGAGUUCUAUCAAGUAGAAUCACAAUUCCUUCAAUUCGCAGUGCAUUUUCUAAGUUUCUACGCCCAAAUCCUCAAUUGGCAAAUACCAUUUACAAUAAAUGUUCGAACUUGAGUAACUGGUAUGGUCUAAUACCGGAGCUUUGGCCAAAUGCCAAAUAUGUAUAUGGAAUCAUGACAGGAUCAAUGGAGCCUUAUUUGAAUAAACUAAGGCACUAUGCUGCGAGCUUGCCACUGAUGAGUGCUGAUUAUGGGUCUUCAGAAGGGUGGAUUGGUGCUAAUAUUGAUCCAGGAGAACCCCCAGAGUCAGCUACCUUUACUGUUCUUCCUAACAUUGGAUAUUUUGAAUUUAUACCUCUUAAGGAAAGAGCUCAUGAGCAGGAAGUAGAUAAUUAUGGUUCAAUGGUUGUUCGUAAAGAGCCCGAGCCGAUCGGAUUGACUAAAGUUAAUGUUGGUGAAGAGUAUGAAAUAAUUAUGACUACUUUUGCAGGUUUGUACCGGUACAGACUGGGUGAUGUUGUUAAAACAGCUGGCUUUCACAACUCAGCACCAAAACUCCAGUUUGUUCAUAGAAGAAACCUCAUUCUAACCGUCAACAUUGAUAAGAACACUGAGAAAGACCUUCAGUUGGCUGUCGAAGAAGCGAGCAAGCUCUUGGCUGCUGAGAAGGUUGAGGUCCUGGACUUCACCAGCCAUGUUGAUAUGUCAACCAAUCCCGGCCACUAUGUAAUCUUCUGGGAGCUCAGCGGUGAUGUUAAGGAUGAAGUUCUCAAUAACUGCUGCAAUUGCUUGGACCGUGCCUUCGUCGAUGCGGGCUAUGUCGGUUCAAGGAAAAUCCGAGCAAUCGGCCCUCUCGAGCUCCGCAUUGUGAAUCGGGGUACCUUCCAUAAGAUUCUUGAACAUCACCUAGCUCUCGGUGCAGCGAUGAACCAAUUCAAAACACCCAGAUAUGUUGGUCUGUCAAACCACAGCGUGCUUCAGAUUCUUAAUGACAGUGUGCAUAAAAGCAUCUGCAGCAAUGCGUAUGAUUGAAGGAGAAAGUAGAACAGGCCAACUUUUUAAGCUAUUUUAUGAUGAUGUUAUAAGCCUGCUUAGCUUUGCCAUUUUUUUUUUUUCACUUUCUAGUCUUAUGACAGAUUUGUAAUGUUAUGUAAUUUUCCCCACGCAUAUGAUUUAUCAAUGGGACGCAAGCAGAACGUAUGGAAUCAAGCACAGUGAUUGUUAAUAUGCUUGAUAGACGAAUAAUUUACAUCCAUACCACCCAUUUCUUAUGUAUUUACAUAUCUAACGCCUGAACUUAGGUUUUUACA